UUUUAUCUUCCCUCUCUCUCUUUCUCUCACAAGAGGUCCUCUCUCCUCUCUCAUUAAACUACUUUUUGUUCCCUUCCCUCCAUUUUCUUCACUGACAGAGGAAUACCUGGCACAUUUUCUCACGCACGCACGCAUACUCAAAGCAGAACUCCAAGCCCACUCUCUCAGACACAUACAUCACUCCCUUUCUCUCUCUACCCCUCUCCAGCUAUGCGGAUAUGAUAAGGGCCUUGUCAGAGUAGCAGAGAGAGAGUGGCGAGAGGAACAGAAGAGGACAGGGCAGAGAAAUCAGACAAUUUUUUUGCAGCCAUACCAUACCUUAUUAUUUCGCCUUUUCCCCUCUGCCAUCCGAUUCAUCAAAUAUAUCUGUGAAAAGCCCAUAUAACAAUCUGUGUCUCGACUCUCAACCAAACCUAACCCAACUUCUCCUCCCAUUUGAUUUCGCCUUUUGAGUUCAUAAACCACCGUCGUCCUCUCAUUUGAUUUUCACCGAUUAUUGAAGAUUCGGAAGCAAUAUUCUCGCCUGCUGGGUUCUUUAUAACCCUCGCAAAGCUCAUCAAACUCUUUGGGUUUUUUUGCUCUUUAAGCUUCUUUCGUUUGUUACUUUUAACUUUCUUUCCAUGGAGUCCUAUUGCAAUAUUGAUAACGGUCACGCCGACUUGCCUCCUGGAUUUCGUUUUCACCCAACUGAUGAAGAACUGAUCACAUACUACCUUCUUAAGAAAGUCUUAGACAGUAAUUUCACCGGCAGAGCCAUUACUGAAGUUGACCUCAACAAGUGUGAACCAUGGGAGCUACCUGAGAAAGCAAAGAUGGGAGAGAAAGAGUGGUACUUCUUCAGCCUUCGCGACCGCAAGUACCCAACUGGACUCAGAACAAACAGGGCUACUGAGGCUGGGUACUGGAAGGCUACUGGGAAAGAUAGGGAAAUUUACAGCUCCAAAACUGGUUCUCUUGUGGGAAUGAAGAAGACGUUGGUGUUCUACAGAGGAAGAGCUCCAAAGGGAGAGAAGAGCAACUGGGUCAUGCACGAGUACCGGCUUGAAGGCAAAUUUGCUUACCAUUACCUCUCCAGGAGCUCUAAGGAUGAGUGGGUCAUAUCCCGGGUGUUCCAGAAGAGCGGACCCGGCGUCGGCGCAGCCUCCACCAGCGGCGGCGGUUGUGUUGGAUCUAGGAAGUCCCGCCACAGCUCUGCUAUAAAUCUGUAUCCAGAACCCAGCUCACCCUCCUCGUUCUCCCUCCCCCCGCUCCUUGAUUCCUCUCCCUACCCAUCUUCCACCGCCGCUUCCACUGCCACCCUUAACGACCGUGAAGGCUGCCCGUACGAUAGCUCAAUUUCCAGGGAGCACGUGUCCUGUUUCUCCACCAUCGGCGCGGCAACUGCCUCCGCUGCUGCCACCAACUUCAAUCCCAGCUCUGACCUCGUUCUACCGCGGCCUUCGAUUGCGUCAGUCGACCAUUUCGCCCUAUUCCCAAGAAAUGUCGGGUUAUCGGCGUUCCCAAGCCUGAGGUCGUUGCAGGAGAAUCUUCAAGUUCCUUUCUUCUUGUCUCCGGGCUCGGCGUUGCCGCUCCAUAGUGGCCCAGCCGAGCUUGGUCUCUGCAGCUCAGCUGGUACAUGGCCAAUGCAGGAGGACCGAAAGGUCGACAGUAGCGAUCGUGGGCCUGAUGGCGGUAGAAUGGGAAUGGGUACCACUGAGCUUGACUGCAUGUGGACCUACUAAAAAGCUUCGGGUUACGUUUCUUCGGCCUGAACAAUUUGAUAACGACGCUUAUGUUCUACGUAGUACUAUUAUUAGGGUUUUAAAUUUCGGUAAGCAUUUUCCUUUAAACUCUGAGUGGUUGUGCCGGUUAGCCUGUCGGUCUAAUGGUGAAAUGUCUGUAUCGAGUCUGUUCCAAAGACUCGGGCAAUAUCCACGGCUAAUACGGUGAUCGUCAUUCACUGCCCAGAAAGUUAUUGUUUGUGCACGCUAAGUUAUGAACCAGAACCUAUGUGUAUGUAGUGGUUAAUUAUUUUGAGGUUGCUUUUCUGAUGAA
This is a messenger RNA of Juglans regia (Persian walnut), 2034 nucleotides long. RefSeq names its product protein CUP-SHAPED COTYLEDON 2. The record is from RefSeq and is a predicted model, not a curated record. NCBI's taxonomy places the organism in Eukaryota, Viridiplantae, Streptophyta, Magnoliopsida, Fagales, Juglandaceae. The transcript is spliced from 3 exons. Bases 621 to 1721 code for a protein of 366 amino acids. Gene Ontology annotation, biological process: regulation of DNA-templated transcription. Gene Ontology annotation, molecular function: DNA binding.